AUGGCUUUCUUGUAUCAGACGGAACGUAUUGAUAGCGUGUUUGGCGAUAUUGGAGCACACAUCCUAUCAUUGCAGAUUGCGCUGAAGUUUUGGGAAAAGGGACUAGAAUUCACAACGAAUGCACGUUUUUUGCGUCUGUUUUUAAUAUUUGCAAGAUGCUAUUGCAUAUUAAGGCUCUCGCUCGAGCACGGGGCGCGUGACACUCAACAUAUUCGAAAUGAAGCCAUCGAGUUCGAAUCGAAGGGUAACAGGGCUGACCCUGCAGUAAUUCAUGCUAAAGUAGCACCUUGGCUACAUUGGUCCCGUUGUCGUGGCAAAACAAGGACUGAAGUAAACAGUCAGCAAUAUAAGAGGACGCGGUCACAUUCUAAGCUCAACGGAAGCUUACAAAAGCCGUACCACGACAACGCUGUCACGAGCCACUCAGACGCAAAAUUAAUGUUGCUUUAG
Messenger RNA from Plasmopara halstedii, 450 nucleotides. RefSeq lists its product as uncharacterized. The transcript has 2 exons. NCBI's taxonomy places the organism in Eukaryota, Oomycota, Peronosporomycetes, Peronosporales, Peronosporaceae. Bases 1 to 450 code for a protein of 149 amino acids. The record is from RefSeq and is a predicted model, not a curated record.